CAGAAUGGGCUUCUUCCUUAAGGUCAUCAUUUUAACAACAUAUUUGAUAAUGAAGGUCUUUUGUCUAGUGGAAUUCACAAACUUAAAGUGUACGACUUUGGAUAAGGAUUUUGCAGAUAUUGGUUAUUGCACUUUGAAAUCCGUGAACCGCACGUACAAAUAUGUUUCCAUUAAAAUUAAACUUUUGAGGGUUCCCGUAACAAAAGUUAAGGUGAAAUUCGGACUAUAUAGACGCCUCAAUGGCUAUAAGCCUUUUCUAUACAAUUUUACGGUAGAUGCCUGCAAAUUCUUGAAAUCUCCAAAUUCCAAUCCCGUUGCUAAUUACUUCUACGGUUUCUUCAAAGAAUUUUCCAAUAUGAAUCACUCUUGCCCCUAUGAUCACGAUAUUGUCCUGGAUAAGAUGACUUAUGACAGCUUUUCUCACCAAGUUACCAAUAGAUUGCCUUUUCCUGAAGGAAGAUAUAUGAUUGAAAUCCACUGGAUGGCCUAUGACAUUAAUCGGGUUAUAACUCAAUUCUAUUAUACAAUAUCUCACCAAAGCUAAUCGAUGUAUAAGUGACAGCAAAAGAAUAAGCAAGUUUGAAAUAAACCAAUAUUUUGAGCAGUGCACUCGAGUGA
This is a messenger RNA of Drosophila eugracilis, 618 nucleotides long. RefSeq lists its product as uncharacterized. Bases 5 to 544 code for a protein of 179 amino acids. NCBI's taxonomy places the organism in Eukaryota, Metazoa, Arthropoda, Insecta, Diptera, Drosophilidae. The transcript is spliced from 4 exons. The record is from RefSeq and is a predicted model, not a curated record.